AUGGCAGAUGCAUCUACCUUGGCUCAGGGCUUGGUACCCCAUUGUCGACACUGUGGUAUCAUCGUCAAUCAACCACCCUUCUUUCAUGCAGGAGCUGGCUUGUUCUGCGGUCACUGCGAUGACCUCGUUGGCGCCGACAUCAGACGACAGCGCGAAGGAGCCAUAGCGGUCUUGGAUACCCGCGAGAGACGCCUAUUCGACAUGCACCUUCCCAUUACUUCUGGUCAAGCAACGUCCAUGCUGGUUAGCCGCGAAGACAAAUGGACUGAAUACCGCAACAAGAGAAUCCGAGCGAUCGAUGAUUCCAUUCUUCAUCUCCAAAAAUCCCUCUCGGAGAUCCAAAUGCCGGUUGUCCCUGCACAGACAAUCCCAAUGCACCUCACUUCGGUACUUGGACCGUUUGAGGACACCGUGGGAGGACGCGCUGCCAAGAACAAGAAGUCGAUGGAGUCCGAACUACUGGUACAUUGGGAUGUCGGAACGGACGACCGAGCCAGCCUAUACCUACGUGAACGCAAUCCCGGUAACAACAUACUUCGAUACCUUGUCAAGCUAGCCCGAAACUAUUCGUGGGACCAUACAACACACAUGAUCAGCUCUACGGUCAUCGAGCGUUUCCAUCACGACCAGGCCUACAACAAGAGGCGCUAUGUAGCGACAUGGGACGUCCAGGCGACGCACAACACAUGCGAAGGCUUUGGCUGGGUACGGAUGAGGGUCGAGGAGAUAUCUGCUGAUGAGCUUGCGAAGUUCGAUGUUACCAUCAACAAGUACGGUCUCAUCGAGGGCACCGACGGGUACAGUCACAAAGAGGUCGGUUUGUGCAGCAGAGGCCAGAACUGCACGAACGCUUUUGAGAACAAGUUACCUGCAGACGCCAACCAGGUCUUCACCCGCAAGUUCAGAAACGUGCAUGCUUGCGGUCCGCAAAGAGCCCACGUCAGCAGAGUUGAGGGUGACCUUGAGGGUUGGUGGAAGGGCAUAAACGAGUAG
This is a messenger RNA of Anthostomella pinea, 993 nucleotides long. Lineage: Eukaryota; Fungi; Ascomycota; Sordariomycetes; Xylariales; Xylariaceae. The record is from the annotation of a GenBank genome assembly.